Molecule: messenger RNA, 2513 nt
Organism: Ahaetulla prasina
Lineage: Eukaryota; Metazoa; Chordata; Lepidosauria; Squamata; Colubridae
Gene: IRX1
Product: iroquois homeobox 1
Exons: 4
Coding region: 504-1892 (462 amino acids)
Biological process (GO): neuron differentiation; cell development; regulation of transcription by RNA polymerase II
Cellular component (GO): nucleus
Molecular function (GO): DNA-binding transcription factor activity, RNA polymerase II-specific; RNA polymerase II cis-regulatory region sequence-specific DNA binding
Source: RefSeq, a predicted model, not a curated record
GUGGGUGCCAAUCAAAGCAUCAACUUCAAAUUGUAUCUGAAAGAUCAGCCGAGGACCUUAGGGCAGGCGCAUCAGUCGGAGCUCAAUUGUUGAUCAGAUCACAUCUAAGGGAUUUAGGAGCGCAGACGAGCCGAGAUUUGAGGGAAGACGCCCCACCGAGUUUACCCACACGCACUGCGGCCGCCGCCGCCGCCUCCUCUUCCUCCUCCUCCUCCUCUUUCCACCACCACCACCUCCUCCUCCCCCUCCUCCCCUCUUCCACAUGCAAAUUCUCCGAUCCGUCUGAGCGGGAGAAACGGGACCGAUCGCAGACCCAAAAAGAAAACGAACUCGGACGGGUCUUCUCUCUGCCUGCCCUGCCUGCCGCCCAAACCAGUCAGGAGAACCCGGCCUGGCCGCCUCUCCGCUCUCCGCCUGCUGCCCGCCUCGCUCCGCCGCCGACUCCUGGCUCGCUCUUGCCCCGUCGGUGGUGCGUCCGGUCCCUCCCUGCCCGCGCGCCCGGGAUGUCCUUCCCGCAGCUGGGCUACCCGCAGUACCUGAGCGCCAGCCAGGCCGUCUACGGCGGCAGCGACCGCCCGGGGGUGCUGGCCGCCGCGGCCGCCGCAGCAGCAGCCGCCGCCGCCUCAGGCCGUCCAGGAGGUGCUGAGCUGAGCAGCGGCUCCACCGCCGCCGUCACCUCAGUCCUGGGCAUGUACGCCGCCGCCGCCGCCGCCGGACCCUACAGCACGGCCAACUACAGCGCCUUCCUACCCUACACCGCCGACCUGACCCUCUUCUCGCAGAUGGGUUCCCAGUAUGAACUGAAGGACAACCCUGGAGUCCACCCUGCUACGUUUGCUGCUCACACCACACCUGGUUAUUAUCCUUAUGGGCAAUUCCAAUAUGGGGACCCAGGAAGACCUAAGAAUGCCACCCGAGAGAGCACCAGCACCUUAAAAGCCUGGCUGAAUGAACACCGCAAGAAUCCCUACCCAACCAAGGGUGAGAAGAUCAUGUUGGCCAUCAUCACUAAGAUGACCCUCACACAGGUUUCCACCUGGUUUGCCAAUGCCAGGAGGAGGCUGAAGAAGGAGAACAAGGUCACCUGGGGAUCCAGGAGCAAAGAUCAAGAUGAUGGCAAUCUCUUCGGAAGUGAUAAUGAGGGGGACCCUGAAAAAAAUGAAGACGAUGAAGAGAUUGACCUGGAGAGUAUUGACAUUGACAAAAUUGAUGAGAAUGAUGGAGAGCAGAGUAAUGAGGAAGAGGAAGAGAAAGUUGAGCUCUUGAGGCAAAGGAGAGAAGAUGUCCACUUGGAGAAAAACAAGAUCUUGCCAAUCCCAGGCACUGAAGGACUUAAACCCAAGGAAACCUUGCCAUUGGGCAAGGAGGCCUCAGAUAACCCUACUCGGAUCUUGAGCCCCAGCAGACAAAACCCCCUGCAAGGCCCAAUGCACAACAAGCCCAAGAUCUGGUCUUUGGCAGAGACUGCAACCAGUCCAGAUGGGGCCGUCAGCAAGCCAGCUCCUCCUUCACCUCCUGCCCAAGUGAACCACACUUCCCCCCAGCUCCAGCAUCCAGCUUUCCUACCCAGCCAUGGACUUUACACCUGCCAGAUUGGCAAGUUUCACAACUGGACAAAUGGGGCGUUUCUCACCCAAGGCUCCUUGCUAAAUGUGAGGUCCUUUUUGGGAGUUAGCCACCACCAAGCUGCCCAUCACAACCAUCACCUUCAAGCCCAGCAGCAACCUUCAGUGUUAACAGCACUCAGCACUGAAAAGCCUUCUGAGAGGACCAGCCCCAAACACAUAGAAAGAGAAAAUGUAGCAAGAACCGACUCUCCGCCUCAGCAGUUAAAAUCUCCCUUUCAGCCUGUUCGGGACAACUCUUUGACUCAGCAAGAGGGAACAUCGUGAAUUUUAACAACUCUCCCUUCUGCUUGAUUAAAUGUUUUUUGGGUUUUUGUUUUGUUUUGUUUUUUUUUAUUUUUAUUUUUUGCUGGAAAAGAAAAUUUCACAGACUGGUCUAAAGAACAAAACAAAAAUGGAAAUGAUUUAAAUGAUUCCUACCAAUCUCUUUUUGCAAUAAGGUAGUACCAAUUCAUUUAAGAAAAAAAUCUGGCCCUUUAACUGGACUCUCCCGGUUUUCAUUAUUCCAUUUUAAGAAAGUGUAAUUCUAACUUUGAUUGGGUAAAUUGUUUUUGCUAAAGGUUUCUCAUGUGAUUGUGUUAUUCUGUAUAUAAAGUGGUUUCAAAUUGUAAAUAGCGCCACAGCAAAAACUUGUCUAAAUCAUAUAUUUUUGCCUAAUAAACAAAAAUGAAAUUAUGACUUUGCCCUUUAUAAGUGACUUUUGGUUUUGCAUUUGGAAAACUCAAGGCUUUUAUUGUUUUCCAUCCAAUAUUAGUAGGGCUUUAAGCACUAAUCGUUUAGUUGAUAGAUUAAUUGACUAAAGCUUGGGUGACUAAUUAUGAAUAUAACAGAACGGGCACACUUUAAGUAAUUAGCCAAAAAACUGCCUAAAAAAAUAUUUAACAAAGA